Messenger RNA from Ilex paraguariensis (yerba mate), 1374 nucleotides. NCBI's taxonomy places the organism in Eukaryota, Viridiplantae, Streptophyta, Magnoliopsida, Aquifoliales, Aquifoliaceae. The record is from the annotation of a GenBank genome assembly.
AUGGCUGCCAAAAUUUUCCCCAACGGCAUCAGAACUGUGAGAUUUAAUCUUGAUCCAUUCAAUGAACAUAAUGAUGCUGACCUAUGGGAGGCUUUGGAGAGGGCACAUCUAAAGGAUGUUAUCAGGAGGAAUUCUUUGGGGCUGGAUGCUGAGGUCUCAGAGGCAGGGGAGAAUUUCAGCGUUGGACAAAGGCAACUAUUAAGUCUUGCUCGAGCAUUGCUUCGGAGAUCAAAGAUUCUCGUUCUUGAUGAAGCAACAGCCGCUGUUGAUGUUAGAACUGAUGCUCUUAUCCAAAAGACCAUUCGAGAAGAAUUUAGAUCAUGCACAAUGCUCAUUAUUGCUCAUCGUUUAAAUACCAUCAUUGACUGUGACCGAAUUCUUCUGCUUGAUGCUGGCCGUGUUUUGGAAUAUAAUACCCCAGAGGAACUGUUGCAAAAGGAAGAAAGUGCUUUCUCUAAGAUGGUUCAAAGUACAGGGGCAGCGAAUGCUGAGUACUUGCGCAGCUUAGUACUUGGAGGAGAGGAGAAGUUGGAGAGAGAAGAGACCAAACGGCUAGAUGGGCAAAGGAGAUGGCUUGCCUCUUCCCGCUGGGCUGCUGUUGCCCAGUUUGCGGUCGCUGUUAACCUCACUUCAUCCCAAAAUGAUCUUGUACGAUUGGAAAUUGAAGAUGAGGACAAUAUUCUCAAGAAAACAAAGGAUGCAGUAAUAACUCUGCAGGGAGUUUUGGAGGGGAAGCAUGAUAAGGUUAUUGAAGAGACCCUUGAUCAGUACCAGGUUCCCAGACACAGAUGGUGGUCAGCUCUAUACAAAAUGAUUGAAGGCCUUGCAGUGAUGAGUAAGCUGGCUCCAAAUAGGCUUCUCCAAUCGGAAUUUGAUUUUAAAGACCAUUCGAUUGACCGGGACCUUGUCGAUAUGUGAAAGAGCAUUCUUUGGUCCAUGCAUCUACACAGGGUUGACAGCUACUCAAUUUGCCCUACCAUCGGAUAUAUGCAAGACAGUGCCGACCCUUAUGUCCAGAUAAAAGAACAAGAAGCUUUAGCCUGAUGUACAAUAUGAUCUCUAUUCUGCAGUAAGUUUGGAUGCUGCUGUCGGAUUUACUGGCUGCUUAAGAGAUAGCCUGCUUAUGACAAUAUAUUUUCACAAGCUCUAACUGUGUAGAUAACCAUCAUGUGUUUGUAAUGCAUCUUCUGGACUAUACGUAAAAUUUGGAAACUUCAUAUUUUGGUUCAACGGUCAGAGACGUUUGAGUUAAUUUCCGUCCACUUCAACUAAUCCCCUCUCUGAUAAUUCCUUUUCCGGUCCUGUCAAAGACAGACUAUCUACAUUGGGACCUCAUGAUCUAACUCCAAGAGAUUGUCAAUAUUUGAAUUCAGG